Musa acuminata AAA Group (dessert banana) is the source of this 671-nucleotide messenger RNA. RefSeq lists its product as uncharacterized. Bases 1 to 570 code for a protein of 189 amino acids. The record is from RefSeq and is a predicted model, not a curated record. Lineage: Eukaryota; Viridiplantae; Streptophyta; Magnoliopsida; Zingiberales; Musaceae. Gene Ontology annotation, molecular function: acyltransferase activity, transferring groups other than amino-acyl groups. The transcript has a single exon.
AUGCAAACAGACUCCUCCGCCGUCCCACCCAACCACGAUCACAGGAAGCAGGAACCAGAGAUCACCUUGAGGCCCUUCGACCUCUCCGACGUCGGCGCCUUCAUGACAUGGGCGUCGGACCCCCGCGUCACCCGCUUCCAGCGCCGCGGCCCGUGCACAAGCGAGGAGGACGCGCGGCGGUACCUGGCGGACCACGUCCUGCCGCACCCAUGGUACCGAGCCAUCUGCGUCGACGGCCGCCCCGUGGGCUCCAUCAACGCCAAGCCCGGCCAGGGCGAGGAGCGCUUCAAGGCCUCCGUCGCCUACCGCCUGGCCUACCAACAUUGGGGCCGCGGCAUAGCCACGACUGCGCUCAGGGCGGCCGUUUCCUCUCUCCUCGAGGAGUGGCCGCACUUGGAGAGGCUGGAGGCGAUCGCCGAGGUGGAAAAUCCGGCGUCGCAGCGGGUGCUGGAGAAGGCCGGGUUUCUGAGAGAAGGGCUGCUGAGAAAGUACGUCAUGUUGCAUGGGAAGAGCAGAGAUGUGGUGAUGUAUAGUUUACUGGCUACCGGCCCAAACUCCGAUGACAUCUGACUGUGGAAAUGCUGUGUGUGGCAUUUGGUUUUUGUGCUUGCAGACGUAUCCUAAAUUUCUGGACUUUGGAUUUGAUCCCACAAACUUUCUUAGAGAAGAAA